AUGUCUACGUCAGAGUCUCCCAAAGAGCCUGAACAGCUGCGGAAGCUCUUCAUCAGAGGUCUGAGCUUUGAAACAACUGAUGAGAGUCUGAGGAGCCAUUUUGAGCAAUGGGGAACACUUACGGACUGUGUGGUAAUGAGAGAUCCGAACACCAAGUGCUCCAGAGGCUUUGGGUUUGUCACAUAUGCCACUGUGGAGGAGGUGGAUGCAGCCAUGAAUGCAAGGCCACACAAGGUGGAUGGAAGAGUUGUGGAACCAAAGAGGGCUGUCUCAAGAGAAGAUUCUCAAAGACCUGGUGCCCACUUAACUGUGAAAAAGAUUUUUGUUGGUGGCAUUAAAGAAGACACUGAAGAACAUCAUCUAAGAGAUUAUUUCGAACAGUAUGGGAAAAUCGAACUGAUUGAGAUCAUGACUGACCGAGGCAGUGGUGAAAAGAGGAGUUUUGCUUUUGUAACAUUGGAUGACCAUGAUUCUGUAGACAAGACUGUCAUUCAAAAAUACCACACUGUGAAUGGCCACAACUGUGAAGUAAGGAAAGCUCUCUCUAAGAAAGAGAUGGCUAGUGCUUCAUCGAGCCAAAGAGGUCGAAGUGGUUCUGGAAACUUUGGUGGUGGUCAUGGAGGUGGUUUUGGUGGGAAUGACAACUUUGAUCGCAGAGGAAACUUCAGUGGUCGAGGUGGCUUUGGUGGCAGUCGAGGUGGUGGUGGCUACGGUGGCAGUGGGGAUGGCUAUAACGGAUUUGGUAAUGAUGGAAGCAACUUUGGAGGUGGCGGAAGCUAUAAUGAUUUUGGCAAUUACAACAAUCAAUCCUCAAAUUUUGGGCCCAUGAAAAGAGGCAAUUUUGGAGGCAGAAGCUCUGGCCCUUAUGGUGGUGGAGGCCAAUACUUCGCCAAACCACGAAACCAAGGGGGCUCUGGUGGUUCCAGCAGCAGCAGCAGCAGCUAUGGCAGUGGCAGA
Mustela lutreola (European mink) is the source of this 957-nucleotide messenger RNA. Its product is annotated as heterogeneous nuclear ribonucleoprotein A1-like. The transcript is spliced from 2 exons. Gene Ontology annotation, molecular function: RNA binding. The record is from RefSeq and is a predicted model, not a curated record. Lineage: Eukaryota; Metazoa; Chordata; Mammalia; Carnivora; Mustelidae. The annotation marks the transcript as partial.